Neoarius graeffei (lesser salmon catfish) is the source of this 2934-nucleotide messenger RNA. RefSeq lists its product as uncharacterized. Lineage: Eukaryota; Metazoa; Chordata; Actinopteri; Siluriformes; Ariidae. Bases 1519 to 2532 code for a protein of 337 amino acids. Gene Ontology annotation, molecular function: ubiquitin-protein transferase activity. The transcript is spliced from 4 exons. The record is from RefSeq and is a predicted model, not a curated record.
UUCUCAUGACUGAUUCACUUUUUUUUCUGUUAUAAAACAAAUUCUCAGGGGAGAGAGUGUGUGUGUGUGUGUGUGUGUGUGUGUGAGAGAGAGAGAUAUGACUCACAGGUUCACAGAAAUUCAGUUGGCCGUGUGUUUAUUUUCUGUGGUUUCUUGAAGUCUUUUGUUUAGAGCUGUGACUGUUUUCUCUGAACGCUGCUGUGACGCAACAGAAACCUGAGCGCGAAUCAUUUAAUUUUUACCCUGCAAAGCACGAGUGGAUCAGUGAGAUCACAUUUUCCUGAAACAAAAUCACACCCUGUUUAAUAAAAACAAAUGAGCUGCGAGUCCUGAGGCGGCAUGUGGUGAUGAGACUCUGGUUAAAUCGGGACACGAUGAAGGAUUACUGUGAUUGAUUCUGGUGUUCAGGCCACGGAGGAGGACAGCAGCGAGGACGAGGAGCUGGAUGACGAGGCCAUGAUGAAGUUGGAUAAAAACCUGGCCGUUCUGUUCGGAGAACAGAAGAAGAAACUGCAGGCCAAAAAGGAUGAGAAGGAGCGACUGCGCAAAGAGAAAACACUCGUCCGGGACUUCAAGAUUAAAGUUGUGUGUGUGAAUCUUUUGGACACAGCAGUUGAGAAUAUCACGGGCGGAGUCAGAGAACACCAACAGGAUGGAUGACAUAUUCGACUUCCUCAGACAGAGAAAUGUUCCAGAAGACAUAAUAGAGACCCUGGAGCGUGAGAAGAUUGAUAGGACUGCAGUUCUAGAGAUGACUGAUGCACAGCUGAGUGCCUACUUACCAUCUUAUGGUGAUCGUCUGGCGCUGACGGGAUUUUGUAGGAGAAAUGCAAACAGCACCGGGAAAGAAUCACUUUUUCAACGCUUAAGCAACAAGUUGAAGAGAAAAAAAGAUGAGGAAGAGAGGGGAGAGAGCGAGAGAAAACCACCAAAAAACACAUGUAAAACAAUGAGAGGUCGAGUUGGGUUGGAUGAACUAUGACGACACGUGGCAUCUUCAAGCAAGUGAGAACAAAGCGUGGUGGGGGGGACAAGAAAAAUUGAUGUGUGUAAGGAUGCUGUUAAGGAGGAUUUGAUCAAAAUAGCCAGGGAGCUUUUCUUUCCUUCUGGAAGAAAUGCUGAAGGAGGCAUUGAAGAUUUUAAUUUUGAUUUGAUGGAUUUCAAACAGACGGUUGUAAAUGAUGUUGCAACAGUUGGGAAGUUGUAUGACGACACGGGACUCGCAUUGCUCAGGUUUUACCUCAGUACACAGAAAAAACGGACAGUGAAUCCCAUCAGAGUGAAGACCAGGAGAGAAUUGAACAUCAGUCAACUCCCUCUUUAGGAUCUGCUGCAAUUCCUCACACAAGUCAAGGAGAAUCUAUAAGCCUAGUUGUUGAGGAUGCUGCUUUCGAGGAUAUUUCCUACACUGAUUCAGGUCUUGAUGUUGAGAAUGACACAGAUGACAGCAACAUUGUGUAUGUGUCUAUAGGAACCAUCUCUGGUGAUGUAGGACAAGAUCUGGAUGAUACAUUGCCAAUGUUUCCACAAGACAUGCCAACGGAGAAUAAUCCUAGAAUAUUGAUCAUCCACAGAGGGCAGGUUCUUCGACAGCUCAUUGGGCAUUUUUAUAAUGACCAAAUCAUGAAUGCUGACGUACAAAUCCAGCUUGUACUGCCAGAUGGAACCUAUGAGAAAGGGCUUGACUCAGGCGGAGUUGUCAGAGAUUGUCUCUCUGAGUUCUGGGGUGAGUUUUUGGAGCAGUGCACAACUGGAAAUGACCUCAAAGUGCCUUUUCUUCGCCAUGACUUUGGCCAAAUGGAAUGGGAGAGUGUUGGCCGUAUCCUUGCUUUUGGAUGGGAAAGAGAGCAGUAUCUCCCAGUGAAGAUUGCUCCUACCAUAAUAGAGCAAGCUGCCUUUGGAUUUACGAGGAGCAGUGUUCUGGAAAACUUUCUUAAAUACCUGCCUCCCUCUGAUCGGUCAUUAAUUGACUCUUGGCGUUCAAAUGUGAUUGAGGAUGUAGAGGAGUUAAUUGAAGUCCUUGGUACCUAUGAUUGCAGGAAGCUACCCACAGCUGAGAACGCAAAUGCCAUUUUCCAGGAACUGGUGCACAAAACUCUUAUUCAAGAACCUGCCUAUGUGAUUGAACAGUGGGUGAAGCCUCUCUGCAGAGUUAAGGACAGCCUUGAAGACCUCGCUGCUGUUUAUGAAGCACUUCAACCAACUGCAAAAAAAGUGCUGAAGUCGUUGCACUUUCCAGACACACUUGAUUUCUCACAGAAAAACAUCCAUAAGCACCUGACAUCCUAUGUAAAGAAUGCUGGUACACUCCAUCUGUGUAACUUUCUCCGAUUCUGCACCGGCUCUGAUUUAUUUCUGGGGAAGACAAUUACCAUUACCUUCAACCAGCUCCAAGGCCUGCAGCGACGUCCUGUAGCACACACAUGUGGCUGUGUGCUUGAGUUGUCUGUUCAUUAUGACAACUACCCCGACUUCAGUUCAGAAAUCAACAAAGUUCUGAAAUCCAAUGUGUGGGUUAUGGACAUGGUGUGAUACUGAAGCACUGUGUUCCUGCAAAAUUUCAGAGGUUUACACUGUGGUGUACUUAUUGUUAUAUCCAAUCCAUUUCUGGGCUGUGGCAAUAUUUGUUUCUUACAUGACAGUCCACAUACAUUAAUAGUCUAUUUGAUACAGAUGCAGGGUGAAUAAGUGAGUUUAUCAUCAAUCUGUGUGCUGUUACUAGUUCCCAUUAUCUUCAUGGCAUACAGUAUGCUGAGAGGAAUUGCUGUAAGUUCUCCUGUUUUUACAGUUCAAUGAGUUUCCAUGCAUUAAUAGGGCCUGUUAUUUAACACAAUGAUACAGGUUUUGUACGAAUCACAUUAUCUGCUUUUUUCACUUUAUGUUCCAUUUGUGGUAUUAUCACAAGUUGAGUACUGUCAGUUGACAGUACUUGCU